AUGCUCAUUACGAACCCCCACCCCCUCCGACAUCUUUUAGGUAAUGUCAAUAGAAUUGCUGCCCGACAACUUCAUUAUUCGAAACCUGCCAUGCAAGUAAUGGCUUCACAACCACUUCGUGCAACUGAAGCAACUGGGCCUAUUGCCAGUAAAUACCCUAUCAUUGAUCAUGAGUAUGAUGCGGUGGUUGUUGGUGCUGGUGGUGCUGGUCUUCGUGCAGCUUUUGGUCUCGCUGAGGCAGGCUUGAAUACUGCUUGCAUUAGCAAAUUAUUCCCAACUCGUUCUCACACUGUAGCAGCUCAGGGUGGUAUCAAUGCCGCUCUUGGUAAUAUGACUGAGGAUGACUGGAGAUGGCACAUGUAUGAUACAGUGAAAGGUUCUGAUUGGCUUGGUGACCAAGAUGCUAUCCAUUACAUGUGUCGUGAAGCUCCCAAUACGGUUAUUGAACUCGAAAACUAUGGCGUUCCCUUUUCUAGAACGAACGAAGGUAAGAUUUACCAACGUGCCUUUGGUGGUCAAAGUUUAAAGUAUGGCAAGGGCGGCCAAGCUUAUCGUUGUGCUGCCGUUGCCGAUCGUACGGGUCAUGCUAUUCUGCAUACUCUUUACGGUCAAUCGUUGCGCCACAACACCAACUAUUUCAUCGAGUAUUUUGCUCUCGAUCUCAUCAUGGAGGAUGGUGAAUGUAAGGGUAUCAUUGCUUUGAAUAUGGAAGAUGGUACGAUUCACCGUUUCAGAUCGCACAAGACGGUGCUGGCGACCGGUGGUUACGGUCGGGCUUAUUUCUCUUGUACUUCUGCUCACACCUGUACAGGUGACGGAAAUGCCAUGGUAGCUCGCGCCGGCUUGCCUUUGCAAGAUUUGGAAUUCGUUCAAUUCCAUCCUACGGGUAUUUACGGUUCAGGUUGCUUGAUCACCGAAGGUUCUCGCGGUGAAGGUGGUUAUCUCGUCAAUUCUGCUGGCGAGCGUUUCAUGGAGCGCUAUGCGCCUACGGCAAAAGACUUGGCUUCCCGUGACGUCGUAUCUCGUGCCAUGACGUUGGAAAUUAAGGCUGGCCGCGGUGUCGGUGCAGAAAAGGACCACAUUUAUCUUCAAUUGCACCAUCUUCCGGCCUCUGUGUUGAAGGAGCGAUUGCCUGGUAUUUCAGAAACAGCCGCCAUUUUUGCAGGUGUGGAUGUGACGAAGGAACCGAUUCCCGUCUUGCCUACCGUCCAUUACAACAUGGGUGGUAUUCCUACUCGUUACACUGGUGAAGUCAUCAAGGUGAACGAAAAGGGCGAAGAUGAGGUCGUCCCAGGUUUGUAUGCAGCCGGUGAAGCCGCCUGUGUCUCUGUACACGGCGCUAACCGUUUGGGCGCCAAUUCGCUGUUGGAUAUUGUUGUCUUUGGUCGUGCUGUCGCUCAUCAUAUUGCUGAGAACUUGGAGCCCAACACACCCUUGAAGCCAUUUGCUUCUGAUGCAGGUGCAAAGUCGAUCGCUAAUUUAGAUAAGUUGCGUCAAUCCCAAGGCCCCAAACAUACUUCUCAAAUCCGUUUGAAUAUGCAAAAGGUAAUGCAAGCGGAUGCUGCUGUCUUUAGAACUCAAGAAACUUUGGAUGAAGGUGUCAAGAAAAUUGAUAAGGUUUGGGAAUCCUUUAGAGAUGUUGGUAUCUCAGACCGUGGUAUGAUUUGGAAUACAGAUCUGACGGAAACUUUGGAGCUUCAAAACUUGCUCACUUGUGCCUCUCAAACAAUGCAUUCUGCUGCUGUCCGUACUGAAUCGCGUGGUGCUCAUGCCCGUGACGAUUAUCCCAAACGUGAUGAUGAAAAGUGGAUGAAGCAUACUUUAUCUUAUCAAAAUCAAGAAACGGGUGAGGUGACAUUGAGUUAUCGUGGUGUGACGGCCACUACUUUAGAUGAAAAUGAAUGUAAACCCGUACCUCCAUUUGCCCGUGUGUAUUAA
This is a messenger RNA of Mycotypha africana, 1938 nucleotides long. Its product is annotated as succinate dehydrogenase flavoprotein subunit 1. Gene Ontology annotation, biological process: tricarboxylic acid cycle; mitochondrial electron transport, succinate to ubiquinone. Gene Ontology annotation, molecular function: flavin adenine dinucleotide binding; electron transfer activity; succinate dehydrogenase (quinone) activity. NCBI's taxonomy places the organism in Eukaryota, Fungi, Mucoromycota, Mucoromycetes, Mucorales, Mycotyphaceae. The record is from RefSeq and is a predicted model, not a curated record. The transcript has 4 exons. The coding region runs from base 1 to 1938 and encodes 645 amino acids.